Molecule: messenger RNA, 7602 nt
Organism: Plodia interpunctella (Indianmeal moth)
Lineage: Eukaryota; Metazoa; Arthropoda; Insecta; Lepidoptera; Pyralidae
Product: ubiquitin carboxyl-terminal hydrolase 2-like
Exons: 15
Coding region: 357-3206 (949 amino acids)
Biological process (GO): protein deubiquitination
Cellular component (GO): cytoplasm
Molecular function (GO): cysteine-type deubiquitinase activity
Source: RefSeq, a predicted model, not a curated record
CAACAACUUGAGUGACGUCACACAACCAAUGGAUGGAGUGGAGAUGGAGCAUCUAAAAUUACAGAAUAGAACAAAUUAUUAUUUCUCCGUAUACGCUUCAUUUUCUUCGAAUUAAAACACGAAAGUGACGAUAUUCGUGUACGACGCGAGUGAAUAUAAUUGAUACAAAAUAAUUCAACCUAUAAAGAGUGCCAUAAUUUGUGAUAUUGUUUCAUCGUCUUGGUUACUACCAGUAAUUUGUACGUUUUACUAAAAAGAUGCAAAGGAAGCGUCGGCCGUCCAGACUAAAAAGCCACAUUUAACUAAUCAUAACAUUAAGCGUAAAACUAUGAUAUAGAUCUUAAACAACAUUAAACAUGCCUGUCGUUUCGCCUUCACGUUACAAUACUUCCUCUUCAAGCCUGACCGGAUCUUAUCGGUCAACUCUGACAUCUUCUUCGAGUUUAGAUAAACCAUACUACAGAACCAGUAGCGGAACUUACGUCACUUCAACACUAAGAAGCACUUAUGGCGACAGAACCACAGAAUACAGAUCCAAAUACUCAGACGUAGACGGUAAAAGAGAACGGAAGACAUCUUUAGUGGAAUACUCUAGAACAUCUAGGGCGCCAAGUGUAACCGACAGCGAUAGUGGAAUUUCAACUAGAUAUAGGUCAGAAAGAAGUGAGUCGCGAUCGAGGGACAUAUCUACAACUAGAAGCGAGAGUAGUAAGACUUCAAAUGAACCAGUGCAGAGGAAUAAGCGUAAUGUAUUAAGUUCUGCUGCGCUGGCGAUGUCCACAGCGGAAUUGUACAAUAAAUAUAGUCCAGCGAACUACGUGCCGUUAACACAAAGAAUUAAAGAACAGCAGAACAAUUAUGGCGAAAUAUCUAGGUCCAAAUCCAUAUCUAAUGAUAUUGGUCGACCUCCAGCGGCUGAUCCGUCUAGACUGAGAAAAGCGAGGAAUUCCGCGGCAACAAUAUCAGAGAAACCGGAAGGCAGAAGAUCGCACAAGGACAGUUCUCCGACGCCGAGUUAUAAUAGCAAAAGGAACUCUAUGACAAAUGGCUCUAAAGACACAAAUGGCAAUGAGGUGCCAUCGGUAUCAGAAAUCAGAAAGAGAUUCGAUAGUAAAAUGACAGUGACAAAACUACCAACAAACGACACUAGAUAUACGAAGCCGUCCGUAGAACAAUAUCUGAAUCAAUUGAAAGAUUGUGAAAAUGGUACCGUUGGCUACACGAAGCUCUUGGCGAAAGACGAAAAACCUGUUCCGGUACACAUGCCUUAUGCUGACAAAAAUGGUUACAAUCAUAAAUGGGAACUAGGCUCCUCGAGUUCUCGAUCGAAUUCUAAUUCAGACCUCUCAAUCAGCAAAACUAUAUCUGAACCAGUUUCACUAUCCAAGCCUGUAGUCGAAAAAGCUAAUUCCAUGUCAACAUCACUAACAACUAAACUGCCAUCCGAUCGCUUAGCCAGCAUAAAGAGCCAGCUGGAUCCUAACAACCCCAUUGGAAAGAUUCUAGAAAAAUCCACGGUCAUUCAAGUAGAAAACGGUGAUAUAGAUAAACGAGACAUCACACCGAAAAAGGAUCUCAAAACUGACAUAGAAAAGCAAGUUAAAACACCAAAACACACAUCUAACUUCGCUUCUUAUAUACAGAUCUCACAGCCAAUAGCUACGGGGACUUCAACUCCGAAAAGAGAAGAGAAUGAUGAGAGGAAAACUAAAGUAAAACUUAAAUAUAUAGAUUCGGCGGAAGAUAGUUUAGUUCUAGAUAAUGAUAUAGAAUCUCCUAGUGGCACAGGUUUUGAGAAUAAAACGUUUGAACAUGAGAAUUUUUUGAAGAAACGCAUUGAAAAAUCUGAAGGGGAGAAAGUGCAAGAUGAUGGCGUUAAAUCCAUGGAAACUAGCACAGAAAGUACAUUUAGUGAAGCGACAGAAGAUUCCAGUCCUGAAACACCUUCGGCUAGACGAAGAGUCUUGGACACUAAAGACUACGAUGAUAUAAAAUUGGAGCUGGCCGGUGGUAAGAGUGGGCCAAGCGGUAUCAGAAGGAGCGCGGAGAGAUCGGAAUCAGAGCCCAGGGUCGAGAAACAACAGAGCCAGACUAGUGACCUGCAUGGCUAUAGAGCGACUCUACACCACCUUCGUAUAGAUUCGAACAAGGCUAUCGUUGUCAAGCCUUCUGCCACUUCAGGUUUGAAUGGCCUCCGUAACAUCGGUAACACGUGCUUUAUGAACAGCGUGAUACAAUGUCUGUCCAACACGAGACCCCUCCUAGAGUACCUCUCGGACGAGAAGUACCAGGGCGAGAUCAACACCACGCUGUCUUGUAUGAAGGGUGCGCUUAUCAAGGCGUUCGCGAGCGUGAUCAAGGAGCUGUGGCGUAGCGGCGAGAAGGACUCUGUGGUGAACACCACCAGCCUCAAGUCCCAGGUGCAGAGGUUCGCGCCCAGAUUCAUGGGCUACAGCCAGCAGGAUGCUCAGGAAUUCCUCCGGUACCUUUUGGAAGGUCUGCAUGAGGACGUGAACCGCGUCACAGUGAAACCAAAGCCGAUACUAACAGAGAUCGACGACAAUCUGAGCGACUCCGCGAAGGCGAACGAAGCGUGGUCCCGCUACUUGCGCGUGGAGGAGUCCCUCGUGGGGGACAUAUUCGUGGGGCAGCUCAAGUCCACGCUGCGCUGCACUCACUGCAACCACGACAGUGUCACAUUCGACCCCUUCUGGGACCUCAGUUUGCCGAUCCCGUCGCGCACGGGCAAUCUGAAGCUGCAGCAGUGUCUGCAGCACUUCACCAAACAGGAGGAGCUCGACGGAGACGAGAAACCGACGUGUUCAAAGUGCGGAGUCCGGCGCAAGUGCCUCAAGUGGUUCACUGUGCAGAAGUUCCCGCAGAUACUGGUCAUACACCUCAAGCGCUUCUCCCCGACGGAGCGGUUCCGCGGCAAACUGAACGUGCUGGUGGAGUUCCCGCUCAGCAACCUGGACAUGGGCCCCUACGCGGCCAACAGACAGAACGCCGUGUACAACCUCUACGCCGUCAGCAACCAUUCUGGUACAACAUAUUCGGGACACUACACCGCGUACUGCAAACAUCCGUACACAGGAGAUUGGCACGAGUAUAACGACUCUCGAGUGUCCCCCAUAGCGGCCCGCAACGUGGUGUCGUCGGAAGCCUAUAUGCUGUUUUAUGAGCUGCAGCGGACCUCGCAUUCGUAGCGAGUGGAAUUGAACUAGGAUCUGUACAGAAUGGCGGUUAUUUAUUUCAUUAAUAAUAAUUAAUAUAUUUCUUUUUAUGCAAAUCUCUGAAUAUUAUUUGGUCGUGAUCAAUUUGUUUGUAAAAUAUUGUAUUAUAAUAUUAUUUUAUUGAGUUUAAUACAUUGUUCAUUUUACUAACGACCAGGCAUCAUCUCACAUUAAAAAAUAUAACAUCAGCAAAAACUUGUCAAAUUUGGAUAAAAACCAAGUGCUAGGCUAAAUAUUUUAUGAAUGAUCUAAGCCAAAAUUUGGCUAAAUAUUUGGUGUCAAAAUCAUUAAUAAUCGAACCAUUUAAAAAUUUACACCAAUUUGUUUUUAUAAAUGACGAUGUUGCCUCGUCUAAAGCGAAGAUUUUUGGAGAAAAAUAAUGAAUAUAAAAGGCACUUUCGCACGUUCAUUAAAAUAUUACGUUUUUUGCUUUGUUACAAGGUGAACAAUAGAUAGAAUAAUUUGCCAAAUUUCGUGUGUUCAUAAAAAUAUUUUUAUAUACAUCCACAUAUCCCAUAUACUUUUAUAUACAAUACUUUGGAAUUGCCAGUUUUAAAAAGAUUUUGGCUAAAACUAAGAUCAAAGUUUCGAACUUACCCGUGCAAUAAUUGUUUUUUUUUUUUAAAGUGCAAUUUAAAUUUAUUAUUUCACUCGAGAUUUCGUUUUAAAGAAUUGGUAAUGGAGAUCUAGUCACGUACUUUGGAGUUUCAAUGACCAAGUACUAUUUUGGGAUAUAUAAAUAAAUUUAAUUGGGACAUCGGUCCACUUUCCCUUAAUUUUUACCCCUAAUAAAUUAGCUUUUUUAACAAAAUAAAUGUUCAUAUCUAGAAAGACAAAUUGACUUGGUUUUCAAUAAAAAAUUGUAUUCGAAUCUACACAUAUUUAAAAGUAAAAAUCAAAAUAUAAACACCUUUUCUGUAACUGACAGGAUAUGACCGUAAAAAGCUGAAAAUGGGUGUGUAGGUUCCUUGGGUGGUGAAGGGGACCACUAAGGGGGUAUUAUAACAAAUUCGACCCUUAAGAGGUUGUAGUAUUGGCAAAAUAUAUCUUUAGCUGCACUCAUACGUCAUCUCUGUAUGACCUAAACGUUAUAAUCUUAGCAUUCGACCAUUAUUUUAUGCUUAUUGUAAUUUAUGAAAAAAGUUUACGUGAAUGAAAAGGGGUUGAAAUUUUGUACGAAUCUUUCAACACUCAAAUUUUUAACAUUUCAUUUGGAUACUUUUUCAAAUAAAAUGUUAAAAAUUUUUAAAGAGCGCAAAGCGGACCGAUUCUCCACUUGUUCGUUAAAUUUCAUAUUUGUUUUAAAAAUGAAUGAAAUUUUAAUACAGUUGUUGUAAACGCGAGUUAUUUAUUAAAUUAUUAUUAAUUAUAAUGAAGGUGUAUGCUGCGUGAGUUACCUUAUCGUUUUGUUAACAUCGCUCGCGCAUCGCAACUAAUAAUAAAAAUCUAGUAAAUAUAUUUUUCUAUAAAAUAUAGUUAAUCUAGUAAAUAUAUUUAUCUUCAAAAAAUUAUUUAUUGUGGUAUGAAAAAAGGAUUGUCUAAAGCAUGCCGUAAUCUGUGGAAGUUAUUUGGAAAAUGGGACGGAAACGUGUAACAGGAAACUGGAGUAGCGUAAGAUUGAUUUGUCAAAUUGAUUGUUUUUUGAAGAUUUGUUUAGCUUGCGGUAUUUCCUUUUAGACUUUUUCAAUUUCCACGCAAACACAUCUAAAUAUUGUGGAAAAAACAAGUAAUUUUUUUUUUUGUUAUGAAAUAAAAACUAUAAAAGUUGUCUAACCUAUUUAUUAAUUCGUUUACUUAAAUUUGUAUUCAUGUAAAAAUCCAGCUUAAUUUUUUUCGAUGUGGGCAAGCGGUGUUCAGAAAAUGAUACUUACAAUUACACCUUUCUCUUUUGCACAUGGGGCGACAGAAAGGGACACUAGAUAGCAAGGGUGUUUAGUAUAUAAGCCUUCUUGCCUGCGCCAUUUUUAAAUUCGUGUUUAUUGAGUGGAAUUGAGAAAGUAUGGCAUUUAUGGGUAUUAUAAUAGUGUUACCAAAAAUAUGUUAUGUUUUUUUAUGUCAAACUAGAUCUACCAUCUUAUAUAUACGAUAGAAACUAUCAACUUGGUUAAAUAAAGCAGAAUUUUAUAGAAAUUUCAAGAAAAUCACAAAGUUCAAGAAAAUCAAUCAAUCAAAAUGUAAAUUCUACCUAUUUGUCACAUUUUCAGACUUUGGGACUUUUGUGAAACAUUUGAAAAACAAUUGGGAAUAAUCUUAAACUAUGAUAUAUUUUUAUUAUAUCGCGAGCGCAAGCAAACAGUUCUGAAUGCUAGCAAUCGUAUGCAAUAAUACGAAGUUACUAGGAUUCUUGCUUGAAUUUAAAUCGUAAAUUAUUUUUAUUCACAAAUGUAAAAAAGUUGAGAUUUUUUUAAAACAAAAGAUUUUUUUUUUCACUCGCACCGAUUCUAGUUAGCGCUUGUGUUGUGACACGUGCUGAAACAUGAUAUUAAUAAUUCAAUCGAUAAACACGAAGGAGCAACUAAUUUAGUAGAAUUAAUUAAAUUAUGGAGUGAACAAAUUAAUAUAUAAUUAAAAAUAAUGUUAUUGUUAUUUAGUUGUUAAAUAACACAUUGCAGUAAGCUUAUGUAGUGUUCAAAUUAUACUUACAACGUUUUACAUAAUCGCGACGGCCAGAUUGAAACGAAUGCAUUUAUAAAUUUCGGUGUUACACACACAAAAAAAAAAAAAAACUUUCUCCUGAAUUUUUUUCUCAUAAAUCUUAAAUUAUCGUGUUUUAAAUAAAACAAAAUUAUUUAUUUUUAAUAUAUUUAAAAUAAGCUUAUUGCAAUGAAGGUUUUGUCGCCAUUCUCAGUCCACGGCGGCGAGCUCUUAAAUAAUAUUAUCUAAUGACUCGAUAUACAGAAAAUUAUAUAUGAUAUAUGAUAUAUAUAUAUAUAUAUAUAUAUAUAUAUAUAUAUAUAUAUAUAUAUAUAUAUAUAUAUAUAUAUAUAGUAUAAAAUAGGGAAUGGGGCGAUGGUAAAGAAUUCGUCCUGUGUCGUGUGGUGUUAUAUUUUGCACGUGGCCACCAUCAUAAAAAUUAAAUUCAUUGCAUAUUGCAUAUAAUAUAUAUUUGAUAAAUCCUAUUUUUGCCGAAUGCUACAUCACUUUAAUGCAAUAUUAAUUUUGUUGUUUGAACUAAUUGUAAUCUAUAAUUGCUUUGCUAUAUAAGAUCGAAUUUUUAAUAAAAUCAUAACAAAGUUAUAUACAUUAUACGAUAAAAAAAAAUAUUAUAAAAAAAAUGAUAUUUUAUGAAUAUUUUGUCAAUAUUUUAUGUGUGAAAUAUUUCUGAUUAGUUUUUUAAAUAUUCCAUAAUUAAUUUAUAUAAAUAUACCACCACACAACAGCAUAAUUAAAUGUAUAUAGAAUGUAAAGCUUAAAUUAAUUACAUAAUUUAUAUAUUUGUUGAUUCCUCACAAACCAAUUCGUGAAGUGUACAAAAGAUAAAUAUUUAAAAGUAUAUCUACAUAUUUACCGAGAUGUCUGAUAAUAGAUAAUGUAGUAAUUUAUAUAAACGCUUUUUUUUGUUAUAAGUUGCAUCAUUUUUGUCAUAAUAAAAAAAAUUUGGGCUAUUUAAGCGGAGUGGGGGGUUGUGGGAUGAACAACAAUAUUUAGUUUGAAAAUUAUGUGUGAUGUGUAUAACAAAACCAUUUAAAUAUAAUUAUAGAUUAUAUCAGCGGUUCUCAAACUGUUCUGUAAAUGGAACCCGUUUGCAUCUGAAUUUGAACAUGUAAAAUUAAAAUUUGAUUUUAUAUACAAUGAAUUUGCAAAAUUAAAUCAUUAUUAAAAAUGUUUUUUUUUUAGUACUUACUUCUUUUUAUACUUUUUUAAGACUAAUAUUUUUUAGUACACUUUGAGGACCGCUGGUUUAUAUAAUUAUAUUGAAAUGAUUUUAAUGAAAAUCAAUAAGAUUAGGUAUUUAAAUAAUCGUAUUACGUCUUUUACUGAAAUAUACGCUUUAUUAUGUAAUUUACAUAAUAAUGUGUAUUGUUUGUGUUGAUUUUUGAAUGUAUAUAUUUCAGUAAACAGCCCAAAAAUCCAUAUACUUGCACCAAUACAGCUUUAAUAAACAUUACAAUAUUAUAUUACUCUGUUCCAACUUAUAACAAAAAAUAUAUAUAUACCUAUUUAACUUUGUCCCGUUGUUCGUGGGUGUCCAGUUUCCCACUUUCCGAUGUUUGUAAAUUUUUUUAAUGCAAUAUAUUAUUAUUAUGAUUGUAAAGUUUGACAUCACAUCUAUCGCAGUAUUCGCCCGGUAUUUAUAAAUUAAUUAUGUACUUACCAUUGUUUUAUAGCUUAUAGAUAUAUAUAUUAAAAGGCCAUUAUAUUACAUAAA